Molecule: messenger RNA, 963 nt
Organism: Mugil cephalus (flathead mullet)
Lineage: Eukaryota; Metazoa; Chordata; Actinopteri; Mugiliformes; Mugilidae
Product: olfactory receptor 52D1-like
Exons: 1
Coding region: 1-963 (320 amino acids)
Biological process (GO): G protein-coupled receptor signaling pathway
Cellular component (GO): membrane
Molecular function (GO): olfactory receptor activity
Source: RefSeq, a predicted model, not a curated record
AUGGAAAACGAGACUUUAGACACAGCCGUCCUGAUCCUGGAGGGGUUAAUGGUCGGCCCGCAGUCCUCUGUUCCAGCCUUCGUCAUCCUCCUCGUCCUCUACGUCUUCAUCAUGGUGUCCAACAUGGGCCUGGUGGUGCUGAUCUUCACGGACAGGAGCCUCCAUCAGCCCAUGUACCUGCUCUUCUGUAACAUGAGCAUCAACGAUGCGUUCGGGGCCUCGACCAUCAUCCCCCGCCUGCUGAGCGACGUCUUCCUUCCGAGCUCAGAGCGUUACAUUUAUUACUAUGACUGCGUGGUUCAAGCCUUCUGCGGUCACUUUCACGCCAGCAACACCCACACCGUGCUCAUGAUCAUGGCGUUCGAUCGCUACAUGGCCAUCUGCAACCCGCUGCGCUACGCCACCAUCAUGACCACCCGCAUGGUGGCGGGGCUGUCGGUGGCGGCCUGGGCCGUGUCCUUGUUCUUGGUAACGAUCCUGCUGGGCCUCAGCAUCCGCCUGUCCCGCUGCAGGAGGGUCAUUUUCAACCCGUUCUGCGACAACGCCUCCUUGUUCAAGCUUUCCUGUGAGAGCGUCCUCAUCAACAACAUCUACGGCCUCGGCUACACCGUGGUGCUGCUCGGCUCGUCCCUCGGCAGCAUCGUGCUCACCUACCUGAGGAUCGCCAUGGUGUGUCUGAGCAGCCGGAACAAGUCUGUGAACAGCCGGGCACUGCAGACCUGCGCCACCCAUCUGGCCAUGUACAUCAUCAUGAUAGUGUCAGGUAGCAUCAUCAUCAUCCUCCACCGCUUCCCUCAGCUGUCCGCCCACAGGAAACUGGCAUCCAUCAUGUUCCAUGUGGUCCCCCCCACCAUGAACGCCAUCAUCUACGGGCUACAGAUCAAAACGGUCAGAGAGAAAAUUCUCAUCCUGUUCACCAGGAACUCAGUGACUGUCGGAGAUCUACGGGUAAAUAAACUGUAA